UCUCUCUUGGCCAAAGCUUCCACUCCACCAAAUCCAACGAACUUUGGGAAACUCCCCCCGUUCCAACAAAUCAACAACAAUGAAACUCUUCGUGUUUGCUGUGUGCGCCAUCGCGGCGGUUGCUGCCGAUGUCUCCCAUCUGAAUCUGGGCGGUGGUGCCAGUGGCUACUCGUACAACAAGCCCUCCCCAUCGUUCAACAUUCCAUCGGGUCCAGGUCCAGUGUUCUCUGCCCCGGAACCUCAGUACUCGGCGCCAGCACCUGCUCCCCAGUACUCGGCUCCUGCCCCAGCUCCCGAGUAUGUGUCUCCCGUUCAGGACUUCCCAGCACCUGCUCCACAGUACUCUGCUCCUGCCCCAGCACCUCAGUACUCUGCUCCUGCCCCAGCUCCAGUCUUCUCUGCUCCCGCACCACAGUACUCGGCUCCAGCACCUGCUCCUCAGUACUCUGCGCCUGCUCCAGCUCCCGAGUAUCUGCCUCCUGUUCAGGAUAUCCCUGCACCAGCACCUCAGUACUCUGCUCCUGCUCCAGCUCCAGUUUACUCUGCACCCGCACCACAGUUCUCAGCUCCUCAGUACUCUGCGCCUGCACCUGGUCCUGAGUAUCUGCCUCCUGUCCAGGAUAUCCCUGCUCCUGCACCUCAGUACUCGGCGCCAGCACCUGCACCUCAGUACUCUGCCCCAGCGCCUGCUCCUCAGUUCUCGGCUCCUGCUCCAGCUCCCGAGUAUCUGCCUCCUGUUCAGGACUUCCCAGCACCUGCUCCACAGUACUCCGCGCCAGCUCCCGCACCACAGUACUCUGCUCCUGCCCCAGCUCCAGUCUACUCUGCCCCCGCGCCACAGUACUCUGCCCCAGCACCUGCUCCUCAGUACUCUGCGCCUGCUCCAGCUCCCGAGUACCUGCCUCCUGUUCAGGAUAUCCCUGCACCAGCACCACAGUACUCUGCUCCUGCUCCAGCACCUCAGUACUCUGCCCCUGCCCCAGCUCCAGUCUACUCCGCACCCGUGGAGCAGCAGCAGCAGCAGUCGUCUGGCUACCAGUACAAUGUGCCCGCCAAGCGGUUCCGCUUCUAGGCUGAUUGCCGAUCUGUGAUGUCCACAGCCAUUCACGGGAGAGCAGAGGAAAGGAGAGGAUCGAUUCCGAUGGCUUGUUAAAUUAACAAGCGGCCUGCUCUCUCUCUCCCUCCCACUCACUUCAUUGUUGUUGAUUAUUUGUUGUUACACAAAGUUCCCGUUGAGAUUUUCUAGCUAAUAAAUAAA
Drosophila guanche is the source of this 1258-nucleotide messenger RNA. Its product is annotated as leucine-rich repeat extensin-like protein 3. Gene Ontology annotation, biological process: positive regulation of transcription by RNA polymerase II. Gene Ontology annotation, molecular function: transcription coactivator activity. The record is from RefSeq and is a predicted model, not a curated record. The coding region runs from base 80 to 1072 and encodes 330 amino acids. Lineage: Eukaryota; Metazoa; Arthropoda; Insecta; Diptera; Drosophilidae. The transcript is spliced from 2 exons. Gene Ontology annotation, cellular component: RNA polymerase II transcription regulator complex.